Molecule: messenger RNA, 1755 nt
Organism: Anisakis simplex (herring worm)
Lineage: Eukaryota; Metazoa; Nematoda; Chromadorea; Rhabditida; Anisakidae
Source: the annotation of a GenBank genome assembly
AUGAUCAAUUUCAAGCAGUUAGCUAGCGGAGUCACAUCACAACUGAACGAAAUGAUUCAAGAGAAGGACAAACUGAAACGAACGAUGAAAGAGGAAUGCGAUGAAACCGAUGCUAAGAAGUCACGUGUUGAUGAAGCGGAUAGCGUUCAAGCAGAAGUAAGCAGUGAACAACAAGAAUCAAGUGAAGCGGGAAAUGAAGCAUCAAUAGAGCGAUCCUUAUCACCAUUCAACACGUCUGAUAUGGUUCACGCGAAUGCGAAAACUUUAGCACAAGUUUUCGGGAGUACAAAUACCAACAAUCAAUCAGCUGUAACAUCGUCGGAUAUAAAUCGUAUGAAUCGAGAGCGUGGCUUGGAGAUUGUUAGUAUGGCCAGUCGAUAUGAGGCGCUCGUUGACAGUGCGUCACGCUCACCAGCGGCCAAUAUGGAACGCAAUAAGAUUUGGCAUCAAAUAACAGAUGACAUCAAUAAGAAAUAUCCACAUUUGAAUAUGUUAACAUUUGAACAGUGCAAAAAAUUGUGCAAAUAUUACAAACGAAAAGAUCCGGCACAUUACGGCUUAUCGCUGAAUCGUUUCAUCGAAGAGCAAGCACAAGAAAGAAAGUUGAUGAACAGUAAGAGUAGUAAGGGCGAUUAUGCAAGACAUUACGACGAAACCAUUGAUGACAGUGAAAUAUUGGAAGCGAAUGAUAUUGUGGAUGGUAUCUGCAAGGAUGUGAUCGGUGCGGCAGACGUCGUCAACGUGGAUGCUACGGCAGAAGAAUCAAUCAUUCGUGAGGAUGAUAAACCAUCAAACGAUCUGCUCGAAUUUUUGGCUCAGUGUUCGGCAUCAACUUCGGUUGGCGCUGCUACUUCAGCGGAUGGUCUCUUGGCGGCUGCAGCCUCAUCAGCACCUCAAUCCUCAUUACAUCCAUCGUCAUCGUUCUUGAGCCAGCAGAAAAAGGAACGAAUCCAAUUCGUUUAUAAGCUCGCUGAAACUUUUGGCACCAUUUUUGAAUCGCAGUCGAGGUCGUAUCAAAUAAACGCCGAACGAAAUCAAGUAUGGAAGCAAAUCGCUGAUGUAACGAAUGAUAAAUACAGUAAUGAAUUGGGUGAUUUAACAGUCGAUCAAACCAAGAAGUUAUACGCCAAUUAUAAACGAAAGUGUCAAUAUUCAAUGAUGAGAAAUGCGCAAAAGUUACUGUCCGCAUCGUCAUCUGACGAUACUAACUUCACCAAUAAACAGUCGUCGAGUACAAAUGGAUCGAAUUCCGUUGACGUUGAUUCGGAUGCGUCCUCAUCGAAUUCUGAACUGUUGUCGAGAUUAGUAUCUCCGAACAGUCUGCCAGCUACACGCAAUGCACAGUCACCAAGUAUUCUGUCGAAACUCAUUUCACGUGACCGAAUAAAUAACGCUAAUAAUGCUAAUAACAAUACUACCAACACCACAUCAAAAUCAAACGGCGAUACCCCUAAAAACGGUGUAAAUACGAAUCGCACCUCAUCAAACGCCUCAUCGCUGUCAACCGUUGAACUGUUGGCAUUAAUCGCGGACCGAGACGCCGAAAUAAAACAACUCCGAAAUGAGCUUCUGCAGAAAUCUGUUGAACAUCAAUUGCAAAUCUCAAAAGUUGUCGAGAAAAUGUCUGACUUGAUAAAAGUUGCUGUCAAUGCGAACGUACAACGUGAAAUUAUCAGUUCGUUAGGCGCCACGACGUUCGCAUAUGGUACGGAUACGUUCUUGGAAAAGGUUUACGAUGAUGAAAACGAUCUAUAA